CUUUAACCCAAUAACAAACUUGGCACUAAUUCAUCAUUUGAUCAAAUUAUAGUUACUCUCAUAGUGCUAUGGAGACUGAGAUUGAUUUAUCAAGCAUCACUCUGCGUCCAUUCAAGUUAACAGAUGUUGAUGAUUUCAUGGUGUGGGCUGGUGAUGAUCAAGUGAUGAAAUUUAUCAGAUGGAACACUUUCACUUCCAAGGAAGAAGCGUUGACUUACAUCAAGGAUGUAUGCUUCCCCCACCCCUGGCGUAGAUCAAUAUGCAUCGAUGACCAUUCGAUCGGAUUCGUUUCGAUCUUUCCUGGAUCUGGCGGUGACAGGUGUAGGGCUGAUAUUGGGUAUGCUAUAGCUGUGAAGUACUGGGGUAAGGGGAUUGCCACCAGGGCUGUGAAAAUUGCCCUUAUUGAAGUUUUCAAGGACUUCCCUGAUGUGUUAAGGUUGCAGGCAUACGUUUUUGUAGAAAAUAAGGCUUCUCAAAGGGUGUUAGAGAAAGCUGGGUUCCAUCAGGAGGGUCUGUUGAGGAAAUAUAGUUAUAUAAAGGGCAAAUUAAGGGAUUUGUAUAUCUAUAGUUUUCUAGCACCAGAUUCUCCAAGCAGAACUCAAGAUCAGAUGUCUUGAGUUCAAUUUGUACAAGAAUGUUAUGAUCAAGUGAUGAGAUCCAUC
Pistacia vera is the source of this 662-nucleotide messenger RNA. RefSeq lists its product as uncharacterized. The record is from RefSeq and is a predicted model, not a curated record. NCBI's taxonomy places the organism in Eukaryota, Viridiplantae, Streptophyta, Magnoliopsida, Sapindales, Anacardiaceae. Gene Ontology annotation, molecular function: acyltransferase activity, transferring groups other than amino-acyl groups. The transcript has 2 exons. The coding region runs from base 69 to 617 and encodes 182 amino acids.